AUGGACCAAGACAUGUUCGAGUUGGACGAAGAAGCUGGGCUGGAAUUCGCGCCCGAAGGCGAGGCUCAGGUGGUUGCAGACGACCACUACGAAUGGGCUACGCCCACUCUCCUGGACGAAUUCGAUUUGAGCGCCUUUUCUAUGGAGCAAUUCUCGGAGGCCAUCGACCACCUAGUGGAAUCAGGUGAGAUGUCUGCGGAGGAAGCCGAGGAGGUUAUGGACCGUCUAAGGGAAUUAGUUUACCUCCCGAGCAAGCUGCCUUGGAACAGCGAAGGAGGAAUGUUCGGCAGCGACUGGACACUCUUCCCCAUCCGACCGUCCCCACUUCGAAAUCGAGCCAAGAUGGCGAAGCGGAGAACUGCACAAUCUGCCAUAAUGAACUCUUUCAAGUUGGCCGAACUGUUGUCCAGCUCCCAUGCCAUCCAUCCCACCUUUUCCACCAAGACUGCAUCCAACCCUGGAUUGAGCAGAACUCAACCUGCCCACUCUGUCGCGUUGUAG
This is a messenger RNA of Puccinia triticina, 501 nucleotides long. RefSeq lists its product as uncharacterized. The record is from RefSeq and is a predicted model, not a curated record. NCBI's taxonomy places the organism in Eukaryota, Fungi, Basidiomycota, Pucciniomycetes, Pucciniales, Pucciniaceae. The transcript has 3 exons. The coding region runs from base 1 to 501 and encodes 166 amino acids.